Molecule: messenger RNA, 3009 nt
Organism: Dicentrarchus labrax (European seabass)
Lineage: Eukaryota; Metazoa; Chordata; Actinopteri; Moronidae
Gene: stxbp6
Product: syntaxin binding protein 6 (amisyn)
Exons: 7
Coding region: 426-1157 (243 amino acids)
Biological process (GO): exocytosis; regulation of SNARE complex assembly; Golgi to plasma membrane transport
Cellular component (GO): plasma membrane; exocyst
Molecular function (GO): phosphatidylinositol-4,5-bisphosphate binding
Source: RefSeq, a predicted model, not a curated record
GUGGUCCUGUGACACUGUACGUGAUUGGCGGGAGGGUUCGUGUGUCUGACUGAUUGGGAACCUGCUACUGGUCCCCCCCACACACACACACACACAUACACACACAUACACUGAGCUGCAGUCAGACGGACACAGUCUCUCCGCCGACGCGGCAGCAGAGGGGAAAACAAACUCUUUCUCCCGUCGCCUAGAAACCAACAACGGUCGGUAGAAGUGAGGUUUUGCGACGGGAUGUUAAACCCGAAAUGCUACUGGUUAGUCUGAGAAGACAGCUAACAGCGAGGAAGAGACUGCCCGGAGUGGGUGAACUGUGACAGCAGCUGGACUCGCACGUGGAAAGCAACGCCGAAACACGUCGUGAAGAGUGGAUCUUGUCCUCUCCACUUUAACUGUUCGCCAGCUGUUCACCCCUGCCUACUUCAGAGAUGAGUGCCAAAUCAGCCAUCAACAAGGAGGUCUUCAUACCCCACGAUGAGAAGAUGCUUGCUGCUGUGCAAGUAAGGCGGAGGACCAAGAAGAAGAUCCCCUUCCUGGCCACUGGUGGUCAGGGAGAUUACAUGACCUUCAUCUGCCUCUCAGUGACGAAUAAGAAACCAACCUCUCUAUCCAUCACUAAGGUGAAGCAGUUCCAAGGAUCUUCUUCCUUCAUAAAAAGGUCACAGUGGACAAUUGACCAGCUACGGCAGGUCAACGGCAUUGACUCUAACAAAGACUGUCCAGAGUUUGACCUGAUGUUCGAAAAUGCUUUUGACCAGUGGGUUGCUGGUUCUGCAGGAGAGAAGUGCACCUUCAUCCAAAUUCUUCACCACACCUGCCAGCGCUACAGCUUAGCACGGAAACCAGAGUUCGUCAACUGUCAGUCUAAACUGCUAGGGGAAGACCAAGCUGUAGAUUCAGUCAUUUUCCGUUGCAAGGUCUAUUUGAACAGAAUGAGGAAAGAAUUUGUUGCACACCACGGUCAUCUACUAAGACAAGGUAACAGUAUUCUACACUCAGCUGCAGACAGUGUGACGAGUGCUGUACAGAAGGCCAGCCAGGCUCUGAAUGAGCGCGGCGAGCGAUUAGGUCGAGCCGAAGAGAGGACUGCAGACAUGAUGAACAGUGCCGAACAGUUCGCUGUCACUGCACACAAGCUUGCCAUGAAGCACAAGUGUUAGACCACUGCCAAAACCAACUGGGGGGUGGGGAUCAACAAUCGCCAGUUGCUGUACAGGAGAAGGAUUCCAGAUUUUAUUCUUUUUAAAAGUUUUUAAUAUGAUUACUAUUUGUUAACAAUGUUAACAUUUUAACGAUUUUUGGUUAUUGUAUUCUGGUGCAUUCUCUGAUGGUUAGGCAUCAAGCAGGGGAGGAGGAAGAGAGGAGGUAAACAACGCUACAACAGACUGUCAGCAGAGUGUUUCAUGCUUCUGUUUGCCAAAAAAAAAAAAAAAAAAAAAAAGUUAUACGCCACAGCCAUGACUGUAUUUCAUAACCACGGCCACUCAAAACACUUCCCCUCUUCAUAUGCUCAGACAUCAAUAUGAGUGCACACUUGCUGACAAAUCAUUAUCAGCAGUCACUCCAAGACAAGGAACAGCUUGUCUCACUGGUUAUUAAUUGUUGAGAGUUUUUCAUGAGCACUGCAGUGAUUAUGCAGUCUGAUGUAUUACUGACAGACCCUCUCAUUACAAAUAUAUGCACACAUGCAUACCUGAAGAUAGCCUUGAUGUUUUUCUUACCUGAUAUUUAUUAGGUUGUACCCAGAUAACUAUUUUGGAAAUACAUUUGGGGGAAAAGGAUGUGAGAUGAAAAUAAUCACAUCUGUGGAGAAAACAACAAUAACUACACCCCUGAACAUCAAAACAUCAAAAUAUUUAUUUUUAAUUUAUCAUUUCCUUCUCUCCUUGGACUCCUGGACAUUGCAGUCUUUCAAUCUGUUUUGUCCAUCAUUUCAAAAAUGUAUCAUAACAGUAUUAGUCAAAAUGUUUUCAAAAUAGUGUUUCAUAACUGCAUAUGAGACCCAAUGAGUGGUUUGGGUGACAGAAUAUACGUAUAACAGUGAAACAUUUUAGUCCUCUGUUAGACCAUUUAAAACAACCAAAACGACAUUGAAUACAGUUUCCAACAUGUUUGGAAGUGUACUUUAAGAACUCAGUUUUGAAAAUUAGCUUUUUAAGUUAAGAGUGGGUGGCAUUUCAUUAAACCAGCUUCUGCAUUAUAAAAGCAAAACAUGUAAUUCUUCUAGUACUAUUAUCUCAAUGUCUGUAGAGCUAAUUUGUCCCAUGAAUGGAUGGGAUGUUUUGAAAUGAUUUCUGGCUGUAUUUCAGCUUAAGUAGUUUUACUCUAUGGUUUUUGUAGAAUUUGGGUUGGUCAUUAUAAUGGUGUGUAUUCUGAUCGAUAAAGGACAAAAUGUCUCAAAUAGCAGCCGCAGCAGCAGUGUGCAGUGGUGUAUUUUCUUUUGUGUCAUCGCUCUCACACUGACUGUAACUUUGGCUUCCUCACCCUCACAAUUGAGAUGUAUUUGAUUUUUUUUUUUUUUUAUAUUUUGAAUUUUAUAAUUCACAAUGUUAAAAUGCACCGACAACCUUAUCUUGCACAGCACUGUUGAGUUCAUACUGAAACGUUCCAGUUGCCUAACUGUUAUUGUGCUUGUAUUUCUCUCUUUAACACUUUGGAUGUUUAUUGUUUUAAUAAAAAGAAUAUAUAUAUAAAUAGUGUCCUUUUUAUAACCAGCUUUAACAAGUUCCAUCAAACAAUGGAAUCAGAAGUUGUACAUUUAUUUUGUUGGGUGUUCUUUAUCACUGUUAUUGCAUUUGCGUGUUUUACUCACCUGGAUUUUCUCUGCUCAUAAACAAUAAGCUGCCUAAAGCUUAAAGUGUCUAAUGGGUAAUUUUCUCUGUUUGAUGUGCUGAGUCUCACUACAUGCUCCAACAAUGCUCAUUUCACACUGAUAUCGAUUCUCUAUUAUACUGUAAGAUGUAAAAUAAAGUCCAAUCCACAAUCAAAAUAAAAUGGUUCUUUAUUAGUGCC